AUGGAGAAAUUGGGCGAAUGGUUGGCUCGUGACCGACAGGCGGGCGACGUGCUCUUCUUAAAAGGAGACUUGGGGUGCGGCAAAACGUGUCUGGCGCGCGGCUUUGCAGCGCAGCUCCCGACAGUCUACCACGUCGAUCUCUACCGCCUGGACGCCGUGACGGAACAGGACGCAGCGGCUCUAGGGCUAGCCGAUGCCUUUGACCGAGGAAUUACACUGGUGGAGUGGCCCGAACGCUUUGAGGAGACCAGUGUCCCACCGGAGAGGCUGGAUGUGAGGAUCUCGUACGAUGAAGAGGACCCGGAGAUCCGACACGUAGAGAUGCUACCAGUCGGAGAGCGGUGGACGAAGUUUUUUAAUGAGGACGUUGAGGCAUAA
Molecule: messenger RNA, 378 nt
Organism: Phytophthora infestans T30-4
Lineage: Eukaryota; Oomycota; Peronosporomycetes; Peronosporales; Peronosporaceae
Exons: 2
Coding region: 1-378 (125 amino acids)
Biological process (GO): tRNA threonylcarbamoyladenosine modification
Source: RefSeq, a predicted model, not a curated record